CACACCUAUUAAAAUGGCGGGGUUUUCCUUGUAUUCAAACAGCAAGGACACUGAGGGAUUGAUAAUAUCAACUCAGCAGGGCAUGGACAGAUGUGCAUCAUUGCUGAAAGCAUUGCUGAGUCCUAGAAAAGAUCAAAAUUACCCGCCCCAAAAAGAAAAUGAUAAUCCAAAGACACCAAGACCUCGACCAAGACAGUUGCCAUUAUCAGUAACAAGUUCCUCUAAAGCAGAGAGUAGGAGGAGGACUUGUGGUGGGCAGAGCCAUGAGAAUAUUGUCACCAAGCCAGUUCAAACAGUUAGUGACAAUAUGAGACAUUCUGCAAAUAAGAAGCAGGCACACAAAAACUGUAAAACUGUGAACACUGCUAAUACCAGGAAAAACAAGAAACAAGCAGGGCUGUUCCUCUCCAGCAGUGCCACUACAGUUAAGAGAAGAAGAAAACUAUCUCGUCCAAUACCAGUAGCUAUGAGUACACCACAGACCAAUCAUCAUCCUACUGACAGCAAAAUGAAGAAGAAAAGGAUGCACAUUCCCUGA
Amphimedon queenslandica is the source of this 538-nucleotide messenger RNA. RefSeq lists its product as uncharacterized. The coding region runs from base 14 to 538 and encodes 174 amino acids. The transcript is spliced from 4 exons. The record is from RefSeq and is a predicted model, not a curated record. NCBI's taxonomy places the organism in Eukaryota, Metazoa, Porifera, Demospongiae, Haplosclerida, Niphatidae.